Molecule: messenger RNA, 1035 nt
Organism: Alnus glutinosa
Lineage: Eukaryota; Viridiplantae; Streptophyta; Magnoliopsida; Fagales; Betulaceae
Exons: 6
Coding region: 232-870 (212 amino acids)
Source: RefSeq, a predicted model, not a curated record
GAUCGUCUCUCAUUAAUCAUUGAUAAUGCUUAUUGUAAUAGCGGGUCAAGUUGAGACGUUGUACCCGAGACCCAUCCGGAACCUAUAUACCGGUCUAAAUUAGCAAAAUCACUUGCAGACUCCCGUUCUCCACAUAGCUUCCAUCCGAAGAAGGCGAUGAUUGGGCAGAGUGUUACACGAGACAAUAACAUCUCUUGAACGCCGCGUUUCGAUCGCAACCACCUGGUAGCCAUGGGGGCCUCAGAGUCCACACUCUCAAGCUCACAGAGGCUGGCCGACGAAAUCUCCACCGUGUCCGAGCAAUCGGAGGUCGCAGAUCCCAUCUUAGAGACGCUCAAAUCCCUCAAAAUAACAACACCAAUACUGACGGCACCACCAGCGGAGAGUAGCUUGACUGACAUAUUGGUGAGGAAACCUCCGUCUUCUUCGGUUCCAGCUACCGUGAAUCCGAAGGUGCUGCUGGAGCUCUUCUCUAUGUACCGUGAUUGGCAGGAGGCGAAGGCUCAAAUGAUUAGCAAAAAACAGGAAGAGAUAGAAAACAAGAUAGAAGUUGCAGAUGCUUUGGCAGUUAAACUUCGACAACGGUUUAAUUACUCGGUGUCGGCAAUGAAGUCAACUUCACAACAUUUAUCAGGAGUUCAUGCAUUGCAGGUGGAGAUUGGAGAGCUUAAAGGAAGGUUAACGGAGGUUAUUAGUAACUGUGAUGCAUUGUGCAAGAGAAUCGCUUCUGAGGGGCCAGAACCUCUUCGGUCAUCUAUCAAGCCAUUUGCAAUUGCCACUGCCGACUCAGAAAUCAGCCCUGGUUCUUCUUCUUUGCCAAAAGAUCUAAACAAAACUCCUCCAUCUACAGAAGCUAAGUUGGAUUCAUAGAUAUUUUUGUUCUCGUGUAUACUGUAUAGUCAGAAGAUUUUCAUUGAUUGAGAUUGAUGUUAAUCCUCAGUAGCUAACCAGAACAGCUUUAUCACACAUAUGUCUGAGUCUGACUGAUAUUUGGACGACCCAUGUUUAAAAUUGAAUCAAUGAAGAUUUUCAUCA